CUGGGUGAUUCCUGUGAUUCCAGCAUCACUCUACAGUGACAAUACUUCCGCUUUGCUAGCCGUAAUGGACUGCUUUAUUUCAGGAACAAAUAAUCUGAGGAAACACAUAAGAGAAUCAGAUAUUGAUACAAAGAUGACUUCAGAUUUGACAAUUCGAGAUCUCCUUGAGCACCCACAGUGUGUGAAUGAUCUUGCUGUCUGUCUUGACUCGGUCAGACACAGAUCAUUAAGUAACUGGGAACACUGGGCUAAAGAGCUUGGCAUCCCCUUCGAAAUACGAGAAAAAUGUGCCUCAAGGAAUGAACACAGUGCAACAGAGCGACUUUUUCAGUUUCUCGGGACUAUUAGACCAGAGCUAAGGAUUGCUGAGCUAAGAGAAAUUUUGUCAAAACGCAAUCGCACUGAUGUCACCAAUCUUCUUGUUGAUCUCUCAGACGAUGAAAAGGUUGCAGAGUGUAUCACAUCAAAGGCAUUUCUCCUGGAUACCAUUGCUAGCUUACUUGAUUCCACAGACCAUGCAGGGCCAGUCUUUAACUGGCGUGGCCUAGCAACUGAAUUGGGCGUGCGAAGGGACACAUGCUAUCUGUUUGAGACGGACUCUGCCGAGAAUCCAACAAUUCUCUUAUUUGAGUAUCUUGCCGCAACAGCACCAGGGCAUCGCAUGUCCAUCCUACUUGGUCAUCUUAAACAAAUGGAAAGAAAAGAUGUAAUUGACAAAAUUGGAGAAGAGAUAUUUAAAGAAAAUGCUCACAUCUCCGAGGUUCUCACCCCAAACUCUCCAAACUCAUUGCUACUCCGUGACAUCGCUGACCUAUUGAAUAAGGAUAUUCAAGGGGUUGCCAAUUGGCGUAAACUCAGUUCAUAUUUUGGUGUACCCGUGCAUGCCUUGGAGCUGAGGAUGUCCCAGUGCAGCCCUACUAGAAGGAUGCUUAGCUGGCUGGCAAGUUCAGAGCCUCGUCUUUCUGUUCAAAAGCUGAUAAAAACACUAAAGAAGAUUGGGCGGCAUGACGCAGUUAAAAUUCUAGAAGAAGCACAAAUUAAAACUCCAACUCAAGGUGGCAUGGUACUUGACGCUUACGACAUAGGCGAGCACCAUUUAGAGGAUAAUGGUCUUGACGAGACAUUCGAUAAACCCGAGGAUGAGCCGUCAGAAGAUGAGGGGGCCCAUUACCUAUCACGUCAGGGAAGUCCUUCGCAUGCUGUUCCCAUACCUGAUGAUUCUCGCUCAAAGAAACCCGUGGAACAAGGGAGCUCUGGCGAUUCAUCGUCUGACUUUUCACGAUUAUUCUCAGCUGGAAGUUAUUCGCAAUUUUGGGGAAUUCAAGAAAUGACAUCUGAAGAACGAAGCGGCAACCUUCUAAGAAAACCACGCUUCCUUCAGUCGAUGGAGCAAGAGAAACAAAAAUUAAAAGGUGCAUUGUUGGAUGGCGACUGCGAUGUUAUCGUUGUGUUUGCGCCAACUGGAUACGGCAAGACACAUUUGGUGGUUUACGUCGCGCAUGAGUUGGAGGACGAUUUCCGCUGGGCUGCGUUGUAUGUGAAUUGCAGGGGCAUAAAAAGUGUCGAAGCACUCGCAGAAGCAAUACUUGAAGAGAUGACCAAGAGAGCUUGCAUCACAAAUACGCCUAUGCAAAGCGUCCUACUAGCCGUGCAGAAACUACGACGAAACACCGUCCUAGUUUUAGAAAACUACGAUGAUUUUCUUCACGAAGAGCACGCAAGGUCGGCGCAGGAAACAAAUGCGGGCAAAGAUCUUCCUUGCAUGACCACUCUUCGAAAUGAUAAGCGCAUUCCAGUAAGUGCCCUGAUCGAGAAACUGGCGCAAUCUAGGUGCGCCGCAACUUUCAAACUUAUUCUGACUUCGCGUGAACGCUUAAGCUUUCCAUUUGAAGUCGAGUCGAUCAAAGUAGAUGGCCUAACGGAUGACCAAAUCGUAAAAUUCCUGAUGACUAGAAAGCGUGACUUGGAUGAGCCUACAGCUACUCGCCUUGCUUCUUUCUGUGAUGGUAUUCCAGCAGUCGCGAUCGUCAUGCUCAACUUCCUGAAGACGGAAAGAGCAGACCUUCUCGAAUCCAGACUUGCCUCCUGUCUGCCUUCUGAAGUUAUCGAUGAAUUUACAUCCAAUAGCCAGAUACCGGAGGAACGCAUUGAUCGCAUCCUUGAUCUCUGCUUCCAGCGAAUGACACAGGCCUUACAAGAGGCUCUUAUUAAGGUGUCUGUCUUCCCAUUCCGUUUCACACUCCAACAGGCUCUUGACGUCAUAACCCAUCCUGACGGUACCCAAUCGUGCUCAAAAAAAAGCCUUCACGACCUCGAGUCCAAGUAUGGCUUUGUAAGCUUUGAUUUGCGUCUAGAACUCUACUACGUCAAGUUUUUGUUUCGCUCGUUCGGAAUGAAGAAAGCACUCGAGCAUAAAGACUUCCAGUUGGUGUACAGAGCUUCAAGGAUUGCUUUUACAAACACUAAGAUGUCAUUGCUGCGAGAUUUAGAGAAGCAGUUCUUCAGCCGUGACUCCAUGUCAGCAAUCAAGCAAUACUUCCAAGAGAAGCCAAACUUGAACCAGAUUUUGAACUGGUGUGUGUUCGACUGUGAUCUCGAUGAUGAUGAGGUAAGAGAGCAUGUCCUCGAUACUUUAGUGGACGUUGUCGUCUUGUUGAUGAAAGUCCUGAGGCGGAACGAGUUUGAAGCUUUAUUUUCGCGAAUAUACCAUCUAAGCUCAAGAAACAAGGCCAGAGCCGUGACGUGUGUGAUCUUUCUCGGAGCUAACAUCGUAUUAAGUUGCCAAUGCGACGAGCCCGCGUUGUGUGCACGGGCUUACGUACGAUCAUCGAAAUGCUUGGAAAAGGCCAAUCAGAGUCUAGAUGAAGUAUCAGAUGGUGCGCGUGCGCAAUGCCUCAGCAAACUCGGCCGCUGUUCUGUGCGUUGUGGGGAUAAGCAUAAGGGGUUUCAGCUAAUUAAUGAGGCUUUAAAAAUACGGCAUCGUUAUGCCAAGUCCUCCAGCAUGGGAGAUGACGACAUGGGAGACGACGAGAGACGGAAGAGAGAGGUGAUGUUGGCUGCCUGUUACAAUGACUUUGCAGCUUCUGAGGACUACAUUGGUGAGCACAAGAACGCCAUACGCAUUCGGACAGAAAAUGUUCUUCCUUCCUAUGAAUUCCAUCUUGGCCAUCACCCAUUCACUGCCUCAACGAAUUGUCACAACGCAAACAGUUACUUAAAGCUGAAAAAGUACGACCAAGCGAUUGAGUGCAGUUAUAAAGCGUUGGAGUGCAGAGAGGCGUUGCUAGGCGACCAUCAUGAAACGGCGCGGUCGCUGUACAACCUUGGCUUUGCUUUCCUCAUGAAAGGUGAUUUUAAAACUGCUGUUCUUCGUCUGGAGCAGGCGAAAGCAAUGCAGCAGAAAGUCCUCGACACCUCGGAGGAGGUCAAGAAAACACUUGAACGAUUAGUACAAGCGUAUAGGGAACUGGACGAUCAGGAAAGCGCCGACAAAAACAUCGAGGAGAUCAAGUCUUUGCAAGCAGCCACGUGGCAGUGUGACGACCCGCUCUAGCCCAGGAUGGGGGCUUCCAGUAAAACAGACGGGGGUGAUCGACAGCAAAAUCAAUUUUAACCCUAAGGGAUAGCACUAUUGUUAUGUUACCGACAAUAUAGCCGGAAGUCUCAACCGA
This is a messenger RNA of Nematostella vectensis (starlet sea anemone), 3671 nucleotides long. RefSeq lists its product as uncharacterized. Bases 65 to 3553 code for a protein of 1162 amino acids. The transcript is spliced from 8 exons. Gene Ontology annotation, molecular function: TIR domain binding. The record is from RefSeq and is a predicted model, not a curated record. NCBI's taxonomy places the organism in Eukaryota, Metazoa, Cnidaria, Anthozoa, Actiniaria, Edwardsiidae. Gene Ontology annotation, biological process: MyD88-dependent toll-like receptor signaling pathway; positive regulation of canonical NF-kappaB signal transduction.